GACAUUUAUACUAGACUGGAUAUUCCAGCACGUUGGGGACUCAGGACAACCAUGAUCAAACCAAUGAUCAGCACAGAGGAGAUACAAACAUUUUGGAUGCUUUUUAGGCUUGAAAUUAUUUGGGACUUGGAAAACUUGUGAUUUACUAAUUUGGUGGAAAGAAGAGAAAGUAUAAAACUAAUUCAUUUGUAUUCAAGUAUCCAAGUGCUCUAAAUUAAGUUCACUUUUGAGUGUACUCAUUUCUAUAAAGACCCGGAACCAAAGAUGAACUGGGCAUCAUUUUAUGCUGUCAUCAGCGGGGUGAACAGACACUCUACAGGCAUCGGUCGCAUCUGGCUCUCUGUCCUGUUCAUUUUCCGUAUCCUGGUUCUGGUGGUGGCAGCGGAGAGCGUGUGGGGCGACGAGAAGUCCGGCUUCAUCUGCAACACCCAGCAGCCGGGCUGCAACAGUGUCUGCUACGACCACUUCUUCCCCAUCUCCCACAUCCGCCUCUGGGCACUCCAGCUCAUCCUGGUCUCCACCCCUGCGCUGCUGGUGGCCAUGCACGUGGCCCACCGCCGCCACGUCGACAAGAGGCUCUACAAACUAUCCGGGCGGACCAACCCCAAAGACCUGGAGCAGAUAAAGACGCAGAAGAUGAAAAUCACAGGGGCUCUCUGGUGGACGUACGUCAUCAGCCUGUUGUUCCGUAUUGUCUUUGAGGUCACCUUUAUGUAUUUGUUUUACAUGAUCUACCCUGGUUACAAGAUGAUCCGGCUGGUGAAGUGUGACUCGUACCCCUGUCCCAACACGGUGGACUGCUUCGUGUCGAGGCCCACAGAGAAGACUGUCUUCACCGUGUUCAUGUUGGCUGUGUCAGGGGUUUGUAUUCUGCUCAACAUUGCAGAGGUGUUCUUCCUGGUGGGGAAGGCCUGCGGUAAGCAUUUGCACACUGCUGGAGACUCGACUAUGGGGGUCUGGAUCCAACAGAAACUCUGCUCCUACUAACAACACAGAUUUCAAACCCGUACAAAGGGACUUAUAGGGACAUAUAACUGGCCUUAUAUCCAGGUGACAGCCAUUCAUUUAACUUGGGUAAGGAGCAUAUAGUAUACCGUACAUCGCUGUUUGACAUGGAGAUGAUUUAUCCAGUGGUUUAUAAUCUCAGUGACAAAGCAUUUGUAUAAAACUUCAAAAGAUUCCCACAGGAACUACAAGCAGUACUGUAUCAACUUUUCCUGGCAUGAACCUAAAGACUGUACACAGCAGAACGCUGUACUGACAUAAUGUAAUAGCUUGAUGUUAAGCCAAAAGUUAAAUCAAGUAAUAUUUUAUAAAGCAAUAUUCCUACUGACCACAUUUUAGGUUUUCAUUGUACUAUUGUUGGUACUACAACGGUGGACGAUUUUUGGUCUUGAAAUGAAAAUAUUGAAAUGUGACGCAUGCUAUUUAAAGUUGUCGGAUUGUGUCAGAGAAGUGGGCUGGGAAUACGAUGUAGUAAUAUCUUGGGCAUUUACAUUUUUAAUAUUCUGUUAUUUACAUCAAACAUCCUGCUUUUGCCUAAAUCGCCAUGAAUUGAAUCCAAUUGACUGGAGGAUUUAUGGCUUUUCUUCAGCUGUAAUUAGCGAGAUGUUGCUCUAAUACAUAGAAAACAUGUGAAAUUAUAACAUUUUUGUUUAAUUCCAAUAUUUAACUUUGGUGCUUAAAUCAGAUAUAAACAAAGCAAUAACUUUCAACAUCAAAAGAAAACUUGAAUUGCAAACUUUUCUUCUAAAAUGCUAGUGAUUGCUAAACAUGUUAUUUAAAUUCCUUCACUUUGAAGCUGGAUGCUUAUUUAUUAUCGGUACACAGCAGAAUAAAAUCCACCGGAGUUUGUGUAAUUGUGUAAUUUUUACUAGGUUUUCUCACUAAACCUAAAAUGUGAUUUACAAAUAAGAAAGAAAUGUUUAUACAUGCUGAAAGGACUCAUGUGAAAUGUCUAUGGUUUCUUCUGAUUUUACUCCAAUGGAAGUCCAACAGGUUGAAAUUGUAUUUUAACAUUCUGACAAAGAGGAAAUAGUUCAUGUAAUACCUGAAAUCGCCAGAAAGCAGCAGUAGUCUGCAUGAAGAAAUUAUCACAACAGUCACAGUGGUGCCACUUUCUGUGAUUCUCCUCAGCUGUCAGCAGCGGAACUGGUAGAACAACAACAAAAACAAAAGAAUGAAACAUCAUCUGAGAUCCUCGGAGACGUUUUGCCGCCUGUGAGGAAACGUCUCAGGCCGAUUAAGUUCUUCUUAAAAGCUCAUUCUGAAGACUAUGGGACAGAGUUUUGGGUUAUCAAUAGCCUGGCCAUGUAAGGGGUCAGUGUGUGGGUGACAUAGGUUGACCCCACGGACAGCUGGAUCUGCCUGACCUCUUUUUAUGGAACGUGUCGAUACACACCAUCUAUUGGAGCUCAGAUUGUCAGCAAAAACAAACUCCAAUCUGUUACACGUUAUAUGUGGGGCAUCUCAGUCCCAUGAGUUGGAAAAGUUAGUUUGUAGAAGGUCAUUACAAGGAUGAUGAUUUUAUUUUAUUUUUUAUUAUUAUAGGAAAUUAGUCAGUUAUUGGGUUAGAAAACUCAGCUACAACGCUGCUCAACUGUUUCAUUAAUCAGUAGUCGUCUUGUUGGAUGAUAUGUAUGGAGGAGAUCAGGCUUUAUUGGCAAAAGUUGUCACUGAUCAACUACAACCAUGUUGUGUGGCAAUGGUGCUCAUUAUGAGUGUCAUAUUAUGAUGUAAAGUAUAUAACAGUGUAUUGUGGGGGUUUUGUUACUGAUGCAAUCAAAUGUAAGCAGACUUUUAAUGUGUAGCAACUUUGAUCUAAUUUAGAGUUUGACUUUAGAGUUUGACUUUAGAGUUUGACUGUAAUCUGUAACAAAUGGUACAUAUUUUAUAGCUGAUUGUGUGUUUUGGAUGAAAAUUUGAAUGUAAAGGUAACAACAGCUGUCAAAUAAAUAUAACAUUUCAGUGA
Messenger RNA from Cottoperca gobio, 2971 nucleotides. RefSeq names its product gap junction protein beta 1a (gene gjb1a). The record is from RefSeq and is a predicted model, not a curated record. Gene Ontology annotation, cellular component: connexin complex. Gene Ontology annotation, molecular function: gap junction channel activity. Gene Ontology annotation, biological process: cell-cell signaling. NCBI's taxonomy places the organism in Eukaryota, Metazoa, Chordata, Actinopteri, Perciformes, Bovichtidae. Bases 265 to 987 code for a protein of 240 amino acids. The transcript is spliced from 2 exons.